GUAAGGCAUUAAAAAAGCUAAAGACUCUUAAGUGUGAACAUAUCAAUCAAUAAAUAAAAUAAAUAAAUAGAUAAAUAAUUAUUAUAGGACAUUAUUACACAAAUCACAAAUCAAUAUCCUUAGCAAUCGAAUACCACAGUUCAGUUCAAUGAGUCCCGCGCUCGGUAAUCAAUCGGAUUGUCCCCUGAUGUAAUAUUUGAUAGUUAGUCAUUAUCGUAGCGCGACCUGCGCACGCGCCGGUACAGUUUGCGUCAAACGCGCCGCCGCGGUACACGCGCCGCGAAAAUAUUUGCGAAAAUGUGCAUUAAUACACUGUGAUAAAACUGUUUUUUGUCUGCUAUUUUGCAGUGAGCUUUUGUUUUGAGGAUAAUAAUUAAAGGCCCUACAGACCCUACAGUACCUGUAGUUAUUGAGGUACUCCAAAAUGGCGUCCCCUUCAAAAAACCGUUUCAAAAGACAAGCAUGGUGCCGGCGGUUGCUGAGCAAAAGACUGCCCAUAGUAACAUGGCUUCCCGAGUACAACUCAGACAAGGCAGUGGCCGAUCUUAUAGCAGGAAUAACAGUGGGGCUCACGGUCAUACCGCAGGCACUGGCUUAUGCUACGCUCGCCGGCUUAGAGCCCCAGGACGGCCUGUACUCCUCAUUCAUGGGCUGCUUCGUGUACGUGAUCUUCGGCUCCUGCAAGGACAUCACGCUAGGCCCCACCGCCCUCCUGGCGUUGAUGACCCACGCCCAGAUACAGGGCACGCCGCCGCGGCCGGAAUACGCCGUCCUGCUUUGUUUCCUGACCGGCGUCGUGCAGCUCGUCAUGGGGAUGCUACAUUUAGGGGUCCUGAUAGACUUCAUAUCGGUGCCAGUGACUGUGGGCUUCACGUCGGCCACGUCGGUCAUCAUCGCCGUAUCGCAGCUGAAAGGGCUGCUCGGACUUAGCUUUAAGUCGGGAGGAUUCCUCACAACCGUCAAAAUGGUUGCGGAAAAUUUACCAAAUGCAAGACUUGCGGACAGCGCGUUAGGAAUUACGUGUAUAAUUGUUUUAUUACUUACGCGUAAACUGAAAGACAUAAAAUUAUCUAGAAGCAAAAAGAGCCUAAAGAAGACGCUCUGGCUGCUCUCCACCUCCAGGAACGCGAUUGUCGUCAUAGUGUGUUCAUUGAUAUCGUUCGGAUUCGAGUCUUAUGGGUCUCAGCCUUUCCGGAUAACGGGACGAGUAAAAGAAGGUCUGCCAUCUUGGAACAUGCCUCCCUUCAGUACAUACACUAACGGAGAAUACGUGUCGUUCAUCGACAUGUGCUCAGAGUUAGGCUCCUCGAUAAUUCUAGUUCCCAUCAUUGGCGUGCUGGGCAACGUGGCUAUUGCUAAAGCUUUCGCAAGCGGAGAAUCAGUAGACGCGACGCAAGAAUUGUUAACGCUGUCCCUGUCCAACAUAUUGGGCUCGUUUGUAGGUGCCUUCCCAAUCACUGGUUCAUUCUCGCGCAGCGCCGUCAACCACGCCAGCGGUGUGGCCACGCAGGCUGGCAGCCUCUACACAGGCACACUGGUGCUGCUGGCGCUGGGUCUCCUCACGCCAUACUUCUACUACAUCCCUAAGGCGGCGCUGGCCGCCGUUGUGAUAUGUGCUGUGAUAUUUAUGAUAGAAUAUGAGGUGGUGAAGCCCAUGUGGCGCUCCCGCCGCGCCGACCUGGUGCCCGCCUUCGCCACGUUCUGCGUGUGCCUCGUGGCGGGCGUAGAGAUCGGCAUCUUGGUGGGCGUCGUGUUAAACGUCCUCCUGCUGUUGUACCCGAGUGCGAGGCCGCAGAUGGACGCGGAGAUCGUCACGAACGCAUCUGGUCUUGGCUACCUCCUAGUAACAGUAGGCAACAACCUGUACUUCCCUGGGGUGGAAUACAUCCGACAGUACGUCGAGCGAGCCGCCAAGAAGCAAGCAGGCUGUAGAAUGCCAGUGGUCAUCGACUGCAGAUACGUACUCGGUGCUGAUUUCACAGCAGCAAAAGGCAUCUGCGCGUUGUCCAGCUCACUAAUAUCACGUGGGCAACCACUAGUACUGCUAUCUUCGCGGAGCAACGUGUCUGCAGUUUUCAAAGGGGCUGGUUCAAGCGUUGUGGUGGUUCCUACUGCCAACGAGUUGGAACGGGCACUGCAAGACCUCACCGGCCAAAUAUCAAUGCCUCUACUAAAUGGUACAAAAGAAACGAGCACACCCCCGCCGUCGUAUAACUCCCUACAACUGGAUGACGUCACAGAAAUCGUCACCGAAGACAGAACCCAGACUCCCUUACUGAAAAUAGAAAACACAGAAACGUCCAGUGAGGUCAAUGAUACUUGACCAUAUUAAUUUUUAGUGUAGAUAUUUGUCAAUUUUUCUAUAGGUGUUUGCAGGAGAGUUGAGGUUACUAAUAUGUCGUUGGAUUAUUUCCAAAAUAGCAAAUUUGUGAGCAAUGCAAUAACCAUUGUGAGGCAAUGGAUGACCGUCCGUCCUCAGUUAGUUAUUAAGGUUCUUCUGUGUUUUGUUAUUCUAUAUUUCAUGUAUAACUCAAUUUAAUGAUCAAUACCCUUCUAUUUGUGUACGGAUAUAUAACUUAAAAUAAUAUUGGCCUACCUAGUCCCAGAUUGUAUUCUGUACGUGAUGUGUAUGCAUUUAUAUACUUUCAGUCCUAAAUUUCGCAGUGCAUUAGUAUAUACUGUAAUGCUGUGUAAUUUUUUUGUCAAAAAAUAAAAUAAAAAUAAAAAAUAAAAUAAAAUAGUCCAUGUGUCAAAAUGGUCCUAAAACCAAAAGUUUUUAGAUAGGUAUUUCUAUGAACUUGAUUUCGUUCUAUGUGCAGCAAGCCGAAUUCCAUUGCAGAACUGAGAUAUUUGUAUUUUACUCAAAAUGUCGUCACCCUUAUUACCUAGGCAAGAGAGUCCAAGUAAGCAAAUAAAUUGCUGCACCAUCUGCCCUGCACGCCGGGCGAGCGCGGCAAAUUCAUUUGCGUACUUGGACUCUAUUGCCUAGGUAAUAAGGGUGCCGACAUUUUGACUAAAAGACCAUCUCACUCUCAGUUCUGUAAUGGAAUUCAACUUGGUAUCCAUAGAAUGAAAUAUUGUAGAUAAAAAGACCAAAUAAUGAAAUAACUCUCAACUUUGUUAGUUUUCGGACCAUUUUGAGGCAUAGCCUAUAACAUAACAGCACAUAACACUAAAUAGUCGUGAUAACCGCUAUUAUACGAUAUAGUGGUGUUUCAACAACCGUUACUCGGCUGUUAUACGAUUACAGGCUGAGUAAAUCAAUUCUUAUAGGACUGUUUUGCUAGUUGGGCAAUAAUUAUACCACUCUUUUUCUUCUACGAAACACAUCACAAUACUUAUUAUUAAUGUUUUAAUUACAGAUAGUUCAGUUGAAAUAACUUUCAUUAAAAUAUUUGGUUAUGUGUCAAAUGCUAAUCUGUCAUAUUUGAUGGCAUCGUUUGCCAUUUCUAUUGAAGUCCAUUAUCGGUAUCUAUUUACGAAAAAGAACACAAAUUUGACGUGUUGUGUGCAUGACCUCAACUCUACUGCCGAUAUCUAUACCGACGCUUUAUUUGUAUUAAUCAUUUUAUAAAUGUGGGACUUGAAAUUGAUGCAGUUUAAAAAACAGACCACAGAUAAUAGAUAAAACUAGAUGCCGCAAAAAUCUUAACCAGUUUGGCUCGUGUUGGACUGUUUUUUAGUUCAAUACUCUGCUACACUCUGUAUUUUUAGGUAUUUAAAUAAAAGUAAACAAUGUGUACAUUUUCGACUAGUUAUAAUAUUUAUUGGUUAACCAACCAAAUACAAAACCCCCUAGAUCUGUCUCUUAACGAUCUGACUUUAACCUACAUUAUUUGUUCAUGUAAUGUUUUCAUCUACUAGGAGCCAUUUGAGGGUAGACUUUGUUUAAUUUUAUUUAAAUACCUAAAGAUACAGAGUAUACAUAUCGUAUUCAGUGAACAAUAAGGUUUUAAAUGUUAUACUUAGAAGCUAUAUCGAUAUUUUUUUUUGUAUUUGUUAACAGUGAACCGUGGUGAACAGUGAAACAAGUAAUAAUAAGUAUUUAAAUGAAGAAAAUCUAGGAGUAAUGUUACCUACCUUAUUUAUAUAGAAAAAAAACUGUUUGCAAAGUCAGACUAUACAGUGUGUAUUUUUGAUAUAACCUCAAACGUAAACUAGACGUAGGUUUUAGUGCUAUAAAACAAUUCUGAAAGAUUUUUUUGUGUAGUCUUCACUACCAGAGCAUAAUUAUUUUUUGUUUUUUUUUUCGAUUGGUAAUGUAUUUCGUACAUCAUGAUCACUUGUGACAGCUGUGACGUCGCGUCAUUAACGAGACGUUUUGAGUUAAUGACAAAGUAGUUAUACAUAGCUUGCUGAAUUAUUGUGCAUGAAAACAUAAAAGUCGUCCAUUUUUUAUAAAACCUAUGAAAGUGUGUUAAUUACAACCUAAAUUAACUGCCCUUUGAUUAUGUGGUCGUAUCAAAAAUACACGCUGUAUAUUAUCAAAUUCUAAUCACGAAUUUGUCGUAGAUUUUGCACAUUGAAUACAAAGAAUCAGUCUUUGCUAUGAAGUUAGUAUAGGAAAUUGAAUCAAGCAGUUACAUCUGCGAGCGUAAUUAAAAAUUAAUGAAUUAAAGAAAAAAAAUCCACCGCUUCGGGUAACACUCGAACUUGCGACUUUUCGUAACAGUUUCGUAACACCUUUCGUAACGAAGAAAGAGGCAGGGAAAGAAGCGCGCGAGUCUUUCCAUUCCUGUUUACACGCCUUUAGACUGGCUAGCUUCGGUCGUUCAUUCAUUCAAUUUUCUCUAUUAUAAAAAAAAUUAGUAUCACUCGCUGGCGUAACUAAUUGAUACCAAUUAUUUAAAUUUUGUAUAUAAGUACAAAAAUAUUUAAUGUUCGCUCUCUUCUCUAAAUGAACCCAUUCCAUUUUUGUACAUUGUGUAUACUUGUCUUAAAUUAUUAUUUUCUUUUAAUAGUUCA
Messenger RNA from Cydia pomonella (codling moth), 4965 nucleotides. Its product is annotated as sodium-independent sulfate anion transporter-like. Gene Ontology annotation, molecular function: sulfate transmembrane transporter activity. Bases 425 to 2323 code for a protein of 632 amino acids. Gene Ontology annotation, cellular component: membrane. The record is from RefSeq and is a predicted model, not a curated record. NCBI's taxonomy places the organism in Eukaryota, Metazoa, Arthropoda, Insecta, Lepidoptera, Tortricidae. Gene Ontology annotation, biological process: transmembrane transport. The transcript is spliced from 13 exons.